Molecule: messenger RNA, 11519 nt
Organism: Anopheles funestus (African malaria mosquito)
Lineage: Eukaryota; Metazoa; Arthropoda; Insecta; Diptera; Culicidae
Product: protein gurken-like
Exons: 4
Coding region: 5732-6478 (248 amino acids)
Biological process (GO): epidermal growth factor receptor signaling pathway
Molecular function (GO): receptor ligand activity; epidermal growth factor receptor binding
Source: RefSeq, a predicted model, not a curated record
CUUGAAGUAUUUGACAGAUCGCCAUAUUGAAUGUCAACAUUAUGACAGUUGCUUUGCUUGGCGAUGUUUAUUUUCUUUCAUUGCUGUCGUUUAGUUUUAUUAAUAUUUCUAUAUCAAAAACGGUACAUAAGAUGAAAUAAAUAAUAAAGAAUGGUAAAAAAAUAAUUUAAAUAGUGGCAUAUUUAGAAUUCUCAUAUAAGCAUUACAUUUUAGUUGGACAUUACAAUGCAAGUGUAAUGUACUGACCUGACCAAAAACUAGCUCCAUGAGUACGUGAGAAAGAAAGAGGGAAAAAACUAUGCAUGAGAGAGAGAGAAGCAUAUCGAGCAUGUCGGUGCAUAGGACGGACGGACCCUUCAAUCUAGUGCUUGCAAAAUUGUGAAGAAGCAGCUCAAACGCAGCGUGCAGCGCUACUUGGUGUGGUUCGCAAGUAGAAAGGAAAACAACUUUAAAACAGCAAGCAUACAUUUGAAGCGAACGCAUAAUUUCCCGUAGUGCCGUAUUAAAGUAUACAAUAAGCGUUAACCGUUAUUCUACAUCGACCCCCGGGGGGUUGGGGGUGGCCUGAAGGACCCAGUGCUUUUGUUUCCUUUCCGUGAAACAGUGUGGUUCAACAUUCGAUCUACAUUACUUCGCCGCGUCCUCGACGAUUCGACGAUUGCUUGCGUGUGUGUAUGUGGGUAUAUAUUUUCCCUCUGUAUGUAUCCGUGUGUUAGUGUGUUUGUGUAAGUGUGUGCGUUCGCUAUUGUUUUCAUCGUAGACAUCGUUACCAACCAAGGGCUGCGCGGUGAUCACCGACGUUCCCCGAUAUCGCAAACGGGGCAUCAAUAAGUUCGAUUGUUUCAAGAAAGCCAAUGUAAAUCGUGCGAUUUCGCCGUGGGUGCAGUGGCGCGCCACCACUUUCAUCGAAAUCGCCUUUCAAAUUUGCAAAUUUUCGCAAAGGGCCUACCCUCAACUUUCCCAGUGCCAAGCGCACUGCCUUUGACGAUCAACUAACAAAUUUGCUUCCUCGCUGCCACAACUCCAACGACACGUAAGAAAGUUCUGCAAAACCGUGGUACCUCUGUGUGCGUGUAACAACGCACAAACACACACACGCACACGCACAAAGUCUGUGUGUGUGUGUGUUGUGUGUUGCCCAAUUUCCGGUUGUUUCGGCUGUCUGCCGUGACGUCAUGUGGAUGGCACAGCCAGCCUUGAUUGGCGACGUUGCUGGUGGCCACACUGGGUACUGCAGCCUCAGUACCGGAAACUGACAGCCACCCUGCGUGAGGAGGCGAAUAUAAUACAAACUACGAAACGACGACAAGCGAGAAAGAGGAAGCGCAAAGCGGAGCACUGGAGGAAGCAAAAAAAAAAGUAAAGUAUCGCUCGAUCCCUCAGGAAGGAACUCAGGAAGAAACGAGGAAGUAGAGAAACCGAAGGAGGAAGUGGACCAUGCCGGUAUACGGUGGGAUGCAUGAGAAUAUUAGCAGCAGCAGCAGCAGCAGCAACAGCAGCAGGUUCAUACCGACUUAAAGGCAGCAGCAAGCAGCUUCUCGAGCCCGCACGCCUAGCAAAAAGUCGAUUUUUGUGGUGUUCCUGUGUGUGGAAGUUGAUUUAAAGGCAUGUGCUGCUGAAGGGGAAUGCGGAGCCGCGUUGUGUGGUGCAGUUUUUUUUUCCUGUUUCUGUUUGAGAACGAGACGAACUGAAGGAGAACGAUUUCCAGUAGAGCAAGCGACGAACCCCGAACUGAGCGUGUGUGUGUGGGUUGCAAAUACCGGUGGAUGAGUGUGUGGAGAAGUUGUACUGACGUGGACAAGAAGGGCAAACCGAAGCCACUGGCCACUCAGGGGGCGAAGUGCUUGGGUCUGUGUAUAUUUGUGUGAGCGGCACAAACGAGAGAAAGAGAGAAAUAGAUAGGGAAGACGGGUAGGUUGACUACCAAAACACACUAAGGCAGCGAGCAGACAGAUACAACCUUACGUACCAAAAGCGUACACACGGAGUCCGGGACUGGACCGGGGGUCCCCCAAAAGAGUCAUAAAGUUAGGCAAGCGUAUAUGGGAACCGAGCGAGAUGGGCAGGUUUUGGAGUGAAAGCAAGCGACCAGGGUCCCGGAUUCGCUAAAGGUGGAAUAGAAGAAGCCACCGGCACGACCACACGUGUGUGUGAACGACAGAGAGAGAGCGAGCAGGAGAGAGAGGCGCACAGAGAAGCCGAGGACAAUAAAAUCCGUAAGAAGGAAAGGAACAAAAAGAGACAAAACAAAGGGCCCGAUGAAGCGGUGAUCGUUUUGGGGGAGCGAGCGAGCGAGAGAGAAGAAGGACCCAUUCCCAUCCGCGGAUCCGCGGAUCCGUGGAGAAAGGGAGAAGAGCGCACGCGAGUGUGUGCCCCCUCGUCGGAGAGCGGGGGACCCCGAACAAGAUUAAGAUCGUCAACCGGCGGAGUUCGCGCAUAGCAUCGUCAUCAUCCGCCGUAGUUACACGGCUGCACAUAACCACCCACCCCCACACAUCCCUGCUCACCCCCCAAAAGAAAUUGAAAAGAAAGGAAGGGUGUAGCGGAAAGAUCGAAGCGAGAAUAGGGCGGAAGGAAGCGAAACCGCGCGCGCGUCAGUGGCGGGCCGGGAAUCGAACGAAGAAGAAGCAGAAGCAAAAAAAAAACAGAAAGAGCACCAGAGCUCGUUUUUGUUCCCUCUUUUCUCGGUCAGCGGCGAUGGUAAACAAGGGUAAAACACCCGAAAAAGGAAACGAAAGACUUCAGCAGAAGCAGCAAACCCAACCACAAAGCAGUGCCAGGCGUGGACGGGGGCGGAACGAGGCAGGAGAGGGGGUUUGAAAACAACAGUUCGGCUGACAUUUGUGCAGAACGGCGCAGCGCAGCAGUAGUGCGGUAGAGACCGUGCCUGCACCAUCCACCGUAGAGUGACACUUGAGCGCUUGUAAAAACAGUAGAGCUGUCCGACACCGCAAGCGACGAACCUUUUGCGGCGCGAUUAUAUACAAGUGUACGCGGCCAAAACGCGGCCUGUGACUGGGUCUUGUGCGUCUUUUUUCAUUCCGUCUGGGUUUUUGCUGUUUUGUGUGAUCGAACACACACACACACGCACACAUACCGAGCGCGAAAAGUGAAGAAAGAGGAAAAAGACAAGGGUUGAAAUAUUGUGUGUAUAAGUGUGUGUGUGUGUGCAGGGGUUUUUUUUCUUUCAUUUCCUUCGUUCGGUCAUAAACGGAACUGAAAGUAGCAAGCCGUUGCACACACAAUAUGUGAGUUUUGCUUCAAAACUUACCAUCUCCCGUGCAUUAAGUCCCCGUCGUCAUCGUCGUCGUGUUUGAUCGCCUUCCCAGCACAACAGCCACACUGAGGGCGGACGGCACACAUACCAACGUUCGGUAUUGUUUUAUUUUAUAUGCCUUCCCUCUCUCGGCCUGUGUGCUUGAACAGUGGCUGUGCUGAGUCGUUUUGUUUCACUGCUUGUUUUUGCUUCUUGCUGUGCGGUAGCACCCAAUCAUCGUUCUCACGGUCUGAAUAUGCACCAGAAGCCGAAGCGCGUUAGCGUUUAUUCAUCUGACCGGCCAGUGAAAAAGCAGUAUCAUUUACCCAGUACACGGGGGCUCUAGUGACAGCAAGGCAAGCUUUCAAAAAAAAAAAAACAAAAAAAAAUUAGACAUCUCGACGUUCUGUUUUCAAAAGGAUGUCUUGCAGAGCUGGUAACCAGAAUAGGACCACCUUAAUGACGUUUACAUUACACUGUGUAGGACACAUUGCGUACAGUUUGUGCUAUUGUUUGUGACACGGUUGUGCCUUUAUUAUAAGAAAAAGUGUGAUUAGAAGAGCAACAAAAAAAACGGCAUUACGGUGUAUGCAGUUAGUGCAGCAAGGAGCUUAAAACACGUAACACACCCCCACCCACGCAGCAGUGGCGUGUUAGUGGUGUGGGUUUUUUUUCUUUUUUUUUUAUUCCGUGUUAACGAUAAUCCCUUUCUCUGCUGUCCAACACCAGCAGUACGAAAAAUAAAGUAAUCCUCCCCCCGGGGCAAAAAGGAAAAAACGGAAGCCGGAGCAAAGGAACAAGCCUGCGAGAACAAGAUGAAAAUACACCACCAUCGGGCACGGUUUACGAGCAGCGUAUUGUACGAUCAUAACUUCCACGGUACAGAGCAGCAUCGCCACCAACACCACGAUCAGCAGCGCGUGCAGCAACAGCAGCAGCAGCAGCAGCGUCAACGUCGCCGCUGGACGCAGGACAACGCCUGUACGCUGCGCACCGGUGCACCGGUACGCUGUUGGUUGCAUCGGGUUGCAACAACCCGGCAACACAUCUUCCACCGUUUUACCCAGCUGCAAAGGGAUCAACGUGCAGCAACAGCACCAGCUGCCGGUUGCGAAACGUCACACUUUUAGUGUGUGUGUGAGUGAGAGAGAGAAAGAAGCAAACAAACGCCGUCUUUAAUAAGUGCGAAAGGAAAUAUUUCACCAAGCAGCAGUAGCAGCAGUGUUUGUACGAAAACCCCCCCGGGUUCUUGCCCGGGAAGUGCCGGGAACAUCCUAAAAAAGAAAAAAGAAAAGAAACCCGUACGUAUGUGCGUUUAUGUGCUGUAAAAAAAAAGAAAAAUUGUCUCUUGUGCGUGUGUGCGUUCUGUCCGGUUGUGUUUUUGUAACCCCGCGAAUGUGUAUCCUUGUUGUGUGCCAAAAAGCAAAAAGCCGAAGGAUAAAAGUGACUUUUGUUUACGUGUGUUUUCUCUUUGUGUGUGUGUAUUUGUGUAUUUUUUGCCGCUGGAAAAAGUGGAAAAAGGACUGUGUUUUCCACCCACUGUAAAUCAUUAAUUCUGUAAAGGAAUCUUUGUAUCUGUAAUUACUGUUUUUUUUUUGUUCUGUCGUAACGCAAGUGAACGCUCUUGUUGUGUGCGUGUGUGCGUCCGUAAGUGAGGAUCGUCGCGCGCGCGCGCGUGUGUGUUUGUGUUGAGCAACAACCAGGGGCUAAUCCUACCGUGUGGCCCCCGGUGGUGGUACAGACGGCAACUUAAACGGUGAAAAGGGAAGGAAGCCCCCGGGUUUUUGGCGGUGUGUUUGUGCGCCAGGUGGUGUGACGUUGAAACAGACGACACACGACCAAAAUUUUCCCCUGUGGCGGCUUGUAACAGAGGAGGGGAGCGUGUACGCUUCCAGCACCAGGUGUGUUGCAUCAAUUCAACCUCACCCAAUCAAAUACAGCGCACCAGCAGCAGAAGCAGCGAAUUUACCGUGCCUCUUACCUUCUGCUUUACCAUCUGCAAAGGAUACACGUGGCAUCUCCCCAUCUCGCACAAGAAAAAGAACACAAAAACGCAUUGUUUAACACCCGGAGCAUUGUUCCGUGCGCGUGGCGCUUGUUCUUGACCUCACCCCGUGUCUGCUCGAUCAACCAAUACCAAUAUAUCAAUCGGUCAGCGCUUCAUCGAUCAACAGGUGUGUGCCUGGUUGUGUGCACACUCACACACACACAGACACACGCCCCCUAUGAGGUGAGUGUUUGCCGGCAACACCAACGCCACCAUCACUAUCGCCGUGCUGAGGGUCCUAUUAAGAUAAUUCACCGGAGAAGCUAAUAAAAGCAUCCCCAAACCAGAAGAUCCCAUCAGCAAAUCGUCAUUUUCUUGGAGGUAUCGCGUUUGAAUCUCCAGCUAGCCGCUCCUCAACCCGAAAUUGGACGGAUAGAGGAAAACAAAAAAAGAACAAAAGCAUACGAGAAAAGGGACGGUCCCCGUGCAUGAUACAUCCGCGGCACCAAACACACUUGGAAGCAAUGAAAUCAAGUGCAGUAAAAUUUUGUGCUAUACUACUAAUAAUGCUGUCAUCAGUUGUGGUUCACACAGACUGCUGUUCUAGCAGAUCGAUGCCAAAAUCAAGACCUCGGCCAGUGUCACACUUUCGCGGUGUGAUGACGUCCGCCACCACCACCUUUACGGUGAUCCGGCCGGAUGCAACCUCCACGUCGAACCGGGAUCCACCCGAUACGGUAUCGACGGGGAUGGACACGCGUCUGACCGGCAGUGGUGGGCCGGGCACUGGCGGGCUCGGCCGUGGUAUCAGCACCAGCACCGGUAGCGCAGGGAGCAAAGCAAACGAACAGCAGCCGACGCAACGGAACGGUGCAUCGAACGUACCAACGGACGGUCGCACCAGGGACGAAUCGUCGAGCGGGCGCGGCAACGAGAAGGAUCAGCUGCUGAUGCGCAUGGGCAAAUGUUCGCAACUGUUCGAGGAAAACUACUGCCUGAACGGUGGCAAAUGUUACAACUUCACGAUCGCGAACUCGACCAUGCCGACGUGCGAGUGUGCGGACGGCUUCAUGGGUGAACGAUGUGAGUCAAAGUACCUGGAUGGGACCUACCUAAGCAUGCGCAAGCCGAAGAUACACAUCGAAACGGCGAGCAUGUAUUACGGGGCAUUUCUUGCCAUGAUGGUAGUGCUGGCUGUGUUCUACUAUCUGCACUGGCUGAACCAUUGCCGCUAGCGGACGAACAAGGAUCCCGUUGGCGUCGGGCGUGACGUCGCAGCGUGAUCAUUCCGACAAGCGGCAAUAGUGUAAGCCUAACCUCGUAAUUGGUAUGUCCCAUCCUACCCAAGAAAAAAAAACAUAGAACCAUUCACAUCGGAUGAGAUGUCAGACGUUCGACCCGGUACUUCCGGUGCUGUGUCUGAUUAAGCUAGAUCGUGCAGGGUGCACGCACCGUUAAAACCCCCCCAAAAACGGGUCGUUAUUCCGUGCUUUUUUGUUUAUUUGCUGGGUGGUGUGUUCCCCUGCACGUUCGAAACACAGCAUAACAUUUCGGAUUGUAUUAUUCGAAUAUUUAAGUUGCUAUUUUAAACAAAACUAUAUAUAUAUGUGAAGAGCAAAGAGAGCGCGAACGUGAAAAACGCACGUUGUCCAAAGCGUUCACAAAAAACGCAAGGGUUGUCACUUAACUUCGUCAUACACUCACCGGUAGUUUACAAGUAGAUCUUUUCUAUCUCCCCCCGAAAAAAAAACAACAGCGUAUACAUAAACGCGUUAGCUGUGAAACAAAAAGGUGGGGGGAGGAGAAAAACAAACCGUGAAGCAAAAUUACGUUAAUAAGUUAAGAUCAAAGUGGAUCCAGUCUUAGCAGGCAGAGCAAAACGAACGAACCAGAAGCGAUAACCAGAAGCGCAUAAAAAAAGAGGAUCUGAUUUAGGUGUAACGUUAAUAUAGAUAAAUACUUUUAUGUUAAGUUUAGUGUAAAUAACACGCAUGUCCCCAUAUGCAUUUUUUGGGAGGGGGCGAGGAAAUGCGAAUUGUAAAAUACGAAAGUGAUGUAAUAGUAGAUGAUGAUUCUGUCUGUCUGUAUGUGUGUAUGUGUGUAGAGGACAAAUGACAGCCCCUAUUUCUCAUCAAGAAUGUUGAAAGAUCGUUGACGAAUCUGAACCACACAUACACACAUUUGCACACAGCGUGAACAAGAGAGAGAGAUAAAGAGCGACGAAGGGAAGAAAUAUUGUAACGAAGCAAAAAUAUAUGCUUCGUUGUACGAUGGAAAAAAACGUGUGCAAAAUUGUACUCGUUUCGACUCGAAAAUACAACCUGAUUCUAAACAAAUUGACUGACGACUAAACCUUUUGCAUACGGAAAACGAAACAAACAAAAAAUGCAGGUUGUGUGUUGGUGUGUGAUUUUUUGUUUAGUGCGUACGUUUUGACAGAUUCACCUUUGUUUAGUACAUUCGCUUUAGAUGUACACAUAAUCAACUUUCAAAUUAAUAACUUCAUACUGACAGAUUGAACAGAUUGUAUUUUUUUUUUUCGAAUUUCCUACUAAUGUGCAUAAGAAUUUGGAUUUUAUUUUCAUACAAAACAAAAAAGGGGCACUUUAUAAAAAUGUUUGUUAUAAAAAUAAGAAUAAUUUUUGUAAAUGCAAUGACAUAACUGUCAUUCUAGACAUUCUAGACACUCCAAAAUAAUUUUCUAGCUCUAUAGUAUGUCUAAAACCAGUAUAAAAACUUUGAUAUCGUGAAUUACUAACACUAAAACAUCAACACACACACCUGCAAAGCUACCAUAAUGAGUGCCUGCGGAACGAUUAAUAACAGUGCCUCUAUUAAAGCAAUACAAACGUAGGCGAGAGCAAACCAUACACAAUUAUGUCUAAUCAAUCAAUAUUUUCUUUUUUCCAACAACACCCUUCAUAGUGACAAAAACGAGCGAGAGCGUGAAAUGACUUGUAAUUUGAGGAAAUAAUAUUAUUAAAAUUUAUUAUAACAUACAAACACACAGGGAACCAGGUGCUAUUUCAUGUCUUCGUGUGCGAUGGAUAGUUCCAGCUCUUCUUCUUUUUUUGUCCUUAGCAAACGGUUGCUAUUAUUACGAUUUAGUUUUUAGUGACUAUACUUAUUACAUCUGUUAUAUUGUGGUUUCUGUGUCGAGGGGGAAGUAUAGGAGGCAAAAAUGGGUGAGUGAGAGCUUAAAGUUUUUGGGUGAAAGUGCACUUAACACAUCAACCCGGGAUUAUAACCGGAGUCGGAGUAUUCUGUUUCCAUGUUUAGAGUACGUUUUAGUACUUGCCUAGUGUGCUCUCUAGGGUAACUGCCGUUUGGUCGUCAUCCGGCUAUUCCCAUCCACCGGUGUUGUGUUUUCGUUGAAAACAUACAUAAAAUAGACGCGUUUCGUAAAGGAUUUCGAAUGAACUUUUUUUUUAUAAAAAUCCAUUUCAUAACAUAAGAACUUUAAAAUUUUGAAUCUUUUUUUUUCUUUUUUUGUUACAGUCCAGUUUUCCUUUCGAUUCCUAAAACCAUUCCAAACAUGCAUGAUUUGAUGGUGGACAUAAACUAUUUUUUUUGUUAACGCUGGAGACACUCAAACGCAGACGACCUUAAACUUAACUUAAUGGGUCCAGUAUUAAGGAAAAAUGUGGGAACAAGUUGCCUUUAAAAAAGCAAAGUAGCACCAAAUUUAUUUUUUUUUUUUUUUCAUUUUAAUUGUUUCAUCCAAAACUCAUAACAACAGAUUCCCAUGAAGUUUCUAGAGAGUGUGUAGAAAGUGGUAUGCAGUGUAGAAAUCGACCAGAAGUUGCAUCACGAGAAGAGGGGGGGGAGGAAGGGUGUGUAUGUUCCAAGCAUCAGUAUUAUUCACAACACAAUAUACAAAACGAAAUGAUUCUAAAACGUAUACAAUUGAAUUAUAACACGCACUCAGCAUAAAUCGAUAAAAAGGAUAACACUAAUAAGCAAAAAAAAACAUAUUUUAUAAGACAACCGCACCAAACGACUUCAAUGGCAUAAAGACUGGAGUGGAUUUUUUUUUGUAUCUAAUUCAUUUAAAAAAAAACAAUCAUUCUUUUGGCAGAGAGAAAAAAGAGAGAACGAUGAAAUGAAACAUUAGAGAGAGCAAAAAAAAAUAGCUAAAAAGAAAAUUCAAUAUAAGACGCAUUUUCCGGCUACCGAAUGCAGCACAUAAUAGAGCGAAGCGGCCUUUUUAGGUAUAUCAAAUGCCAUAAUGCGAUAAUUCCAUAUUCUUUUUGGAUAAUUCUUUAUUUGUUGUUGUUUUGUAUACUUUUAUACCUCCACUGCGCACUUACAAGAGAGAGAAAGAGAGAGAGAAAAACGUUUAGAAAUAAAGCGAAAGUAUGUGACGAGAAAAACCGAGAAGGGAUAGUUAUAUAUUAUAUACUGGCAUUAUUAAUCUGUCCUGUAACGAAUUACUUUAACCAUGACGCAUGUUUGCGCACUAAGGGAAGGAGGUGGAAAUGUUUACUAAACGUUUACUACACUAGAUGAAAUUGAAACGUAAAUUCUCUCUUACAAAUUACGUUUUUUACCGUGUGAUGAAAAAUGUGUUGCCUUUUUUUUAUCUUCUUUUACUCUCAACCGUAUACAAUUUGUGAAGCCGGAGAAAGAGAGAGAGAUAGAGAGAAACAGAGAAGGGAAUGCUUCCGAUAACGAACAGAAUUUUCUAACAAAGCAAAUAAAGCAGGAAAAACAAACGAAAAGAAAACGAUCUAUUCAGACGAUAUAAAUCUCCUCUCUUGAAUAAAAAAAACUGCUGCGCGAUGGUCUUGAAAAGCGAAUAAAUAUAACUGCUGCAACAUGUCACAAUGAUAGUAAUGUUAAAACACGUUUACAUGUAGAGCAAAAUGCACUGAAAUGGGACGGGAAAGAGAGGGAAAAGGGAAAGGGGAGGGAGAGGGGGGGCUAGGGAAUAAUGAAAGACACAUAUUUAUAGGAUUACAAAUGCGCAAGAGCAUUUAAAAGUAGGAUGGAAAACAAAGAAAAAACACAAGAAAGGAACAGGAGCGUCGUAUCAAAGGAAAAACAAAUGACACGCACGUUGGGAUAAGCGACGAACCCGGGUUCAUGGGUGAGAAGAAGAAAAAACACACAUACGCGCGAAAAGCGGAAUGCUUAACACACGUGAUGCAAGGGAAUACUAUUUAUUACUACGACCCAACUAAAGCCAACCGGUUCGUACGCGCGUGCCUUUGUUUGAUCAACUUUCCCAACGCAAAAGAUGAUCAAAAUUUUAUGAAAUAUAUAUUUAACUAUAUAAUUUAUCAAGCCAAGCAUCGUCAGUUACACACAUACACACAAAAACGCGUUUACAGGUGACAGAUUUACACACACACACACACACACACACAUACACAUACACAUUGUCAACAUUUGGUUCCUAUCAAAUUUAAGCUAAUCUUAAAUACUGCUAAUAUAUGUAUACACUCUUUCCACAUUCAUACACAUAUACACAUUCGUACACACACACACACACUGCUAAAACACACGCGCCGUUCAUCUCUUUGCACGCUGAAAAAAAAACCCCGUUUCCGACACCGAUGACACAACACGUGCAGCAGGUUUAAUGCGGUUUUGUUUUGUACUAUAAAAAACACCCCCCACCCCGACUUGUAUUUCGAUAAGGAAUGGAAAACCGAAAAAAUUGAAAACCCACGUUUAGCUUGUUUUGUUUUGGUUUCUAUUUUUCAACCCCCCUUUGUUUGUUAUGGUGUUUGCACAUUUGCACCAGUAAAGGGAAAACUACAUCCAAACAUCACUCGCAAUUGCAACACACUUUUCACGGGCAACGGGAACAAACAAACAGAAAAAAACAGUUAUAUUGUUUCGCUAUUUAGAUAGGGAAAAUAUUAGUAAACAAACAACCGCACGUUCCGAUCUCAGCUGAACGGUUUCCCAUUUUGCCUUUAUCGUUGUGAAGUAGGAGGGUAUAGGGUGAAAAUAAUGUUAUACAUCGAUCGGUGUGCUAACAAACAGCAAUAUACAGUAGCAUGAACCUGCAAGAAAUGUGCAAACCAUCGGUGCCUGGAGUGGAAGACUGAUAUAUAUAAAGAUGUACACGGUUGUUUUGUUUUUUUUUUAUUAAAAAAAAGGUGUACAAUUUAUUUUACCACCUAAGGAGCGCGAUCGGUUCGUUUUUACAAACAGGAAUCAAAAACAAAAACAAAAAAAUCCCAACUUACAAUCAAGAUAUUAGGGAAAGUAUUGAAUCGUAAAAAAAAUAGAUAAAUAAAUUAAUAAGAUAAAGAAAAAAUCGAA